AUGACAUCUUAUUUUAAAUCUACAUUGGUAUGGAUUUAUUGUUUUAUUCUUAUUGUUUAUGGAGCACCAAAUUAUCUUUUGAAGGAAGAGUUGUCUCUUCUUCGUCAACAAUUAGAUCAAAUUGAAAAUCAAAUAGGAAUGGAGUCUGAGAUAGAUAAUGUACCAUUAGUUAUUCAAAAACCAAUGAGAUCAGGAGAUAAAGUUAGAAGACAACUAGCUUGGCAACCAAUGAAACGAAGUCUUGCCUGGCAACCAAUGAAAAAAAAAUCUAUUGACAAUUAUUAUGAUUCCAAAGAAGACGUUGUUAACAUUCUUGAAAAUAGAUUAAUGGAAGUUUUAUCAGCCGGAGAAAGAUUAGGAGUAUCAGCAGGAGAUGUCAUAGACCAUUUAAGAAGAUCACGUAACACAAUGUAA
Strongyloides ratti is the source of this 414-nucleotide messenger RNA. RefSeq lists its product as hypothetical. Lineage: Eukaryota; Metazoa; Nematoda; Chromadorea; Rhabditida; Strongyloididae. Bases 1 to 414 code for a protein of 137 amino acids. The transcript is spliced from 2 exons. The record is from RefSeq and is a predicted model, not a curated record.